Messenger RNA from Candidozyma haemuli, 1251 nucleotides. RefSeq lists its product as uncharacterized. The transcript has a single exon. NCBI's taxonomy places the organism in Eukaryota, Fungi, Ascomycota, Pichiomycetes, Serinales, Metschnikowiaceae. The record is from RefSeq and is a predicted model, not a curated record. Bases 1 to 1251 code for a protein of 416 amino acids.
AUGGCCACUACCGUGAAGAAAAAGGCGGUGUAUGUUCGAGGUCCUAACAACAUCUACCGAAAGAAAUCCUAUGAUGCCCCCUCUAUUGCCUCUACCGAUUCUGUUGAGUUGACUCGCCGGAAGGGUGAAGUGGACUCGGCCUUGAACGAUUUGAUGGUUUGUGGUUUCCAAGUUCACGAAGACCCUGUUACGAAAAAGGCUAAUAUGAAAACAAAGCGACCCUCGGCAUCAAGUGCUGACAUCCCAACCAGACUCACUCCUGAACGGCCUCCUUCUCCACGAAUCUCUUUCAAGAGAUCAUACUCAGAUCUCCCGAAAGCUCUGGAAUCUUCCUGGAUGGAUAAGGUUAAACAGUUGAAUAGCCGCAUUCUACCCCAGUCUGCUGGUGAUUUUGUGUUACCCUAUAUUUUGGGGGUGCUAACGGCAGUUAUUAUCCAGCAGAAAUGGGACCUCUUAACUCGUUAUGCUAGAUUGGUAACCCACUUGUUAUUUAUCGGUAUUUUUUGGGCCGUUCUAGCUGCCGGUGCCUUCUGGUACCUGGGUAUGCUUAACGUUUCCAGUCUAGGGGAUAUCAAAAACACCUUCGCAGGCUUGUUCGGUCUGGGAGGUAUAUCAGCAUCAUCUAAUCUGCCAGUUAAUUAUCAUUAUGAAAGACGAGGCAGAAGAUCAAGCAGCUUGGACGAUGCUGCUGAUACAGAAUCCAUCUUGCUGUCUGAGGCAGAGUCGGAAUACGACCCUAAAACAAAAAUGAGAACUGAAUCAGAGCCUCUCCUUGUUCGUGAUCCAUCUCCCCAAAAAUUGACUAAUGUACGUCCAUUUGUCCCUCCUCCUAGAAGGGACAGUGCUGACUCAAAAUUGUCUCACGUUCCUCAACCUCCAUUAAGUCGUCUCCACACUGCCGACGGACUGGGAGUUACCAGAAAGAGCCGCUUCCGUUUAGGCCUGCCCGAACGUGAGAAGUACAAAGAUCCCAGAAGGCAUUCAUCAGCUUCUCUAGAGCUUUCUUCCAAGGAUCGGCAGAAGCCAUUGCCGUCUUUGAAUAAAGCUGCUCAAAGAAACUCUGAUUCGAAUGGUCUGGAUUUGCCCUUAGUCCACGAGAUUAAACUCAAGAGCAGAUUUGACCAGCAGCUUCAAGCGUUGGAGAAUGAUGGCCCUGGCUUAGGUCGCCUGGACACUAUGUUCAGUAAGCAAUCUAUGUUGGGUACCAGAGCUAACAAGAGAACUUUCUUGUCUAAUGUUGAUGAAACUUAA